AUGAAUCCCAUUUCCACAGAACCAUCAUCUCGUUCACAGCCAAUCCAUGAAUCUCCUUCCCACCAACCUCUCUCCGAUCCAAACAUCAUACCUCCAGCAAGUAGUAUCAUCCCAGUCGACGACUCACUACUCCACCGUUCGGGUCAAAAACGAAGUGAGCGUACCUAUGAAGUUCCUCAUGAUGAAUUUUACCAUUCAGGAAUUCAAAAUUUAGAAUUUACGAAUAUUAUGGCUCAUCAAUUAGAAUCCUCACAGCAAACUCAACAACAAAAUCAAACACCAGAAGGGAAUCUCUCUCUUAUGCCUCGUUUAUCACCUCAUGAACAAGAAAUAUUAAGGGAUGAACAAGGAUCUCCCAAAACGUUUCACUUGGCCAUUGGAAUUUCCAUUGUGUUGUGUGGCAUUGGUUGUUUUCCAUUCAGUUGUCUUCCAUUUUGGAUCGUGUAUCGAAUGUUUCGAAAUUCGGAAAGUCGACGAGCUCAACAAUUGUCGGAACGAUCCAAACACUUGUUUCAUGCCUUGUUGUAUUGUAAUGUGUGUUUAGUGUGCUGGAUCGUGUUGAUUGUUUCGAUUUUACCGCCCAUUCUUUCACAAGUGGUGUUGACACGAGCAUCAAAACCAUCUUAA
Naegleria lovaniensis is the source of this 627-nucleotide messenger RNA. RefSeq lists its product as uncharacterized. The transcript has a single exon. The record is from RefSeq and is a predicted model, not a curated record. Bases 1 to 627 code for a protein of 208 amino acids. Lineage: Eukaryota; Heterolobosea; Eutetramitea; Acrasida; Naegleriidae.